Porites evermanni is the source of this 1476-nucleotide messenger RNA. The record is from the annotation of a GenBank genome assembly. Lineage: Eukaryota; Metazoa; Cnidaria; Anthozoa; Scleractinia; Poritidae.
AUGGCGACUCAAGUUUGCGGCGAUAUUUCAGAAGCGACAGAGCUUUCGUCCACACAACGGUUGUACCUUAAACCCGUGGCAAAACUUGGUGUACAUGUCACUUUACCAGAAAUCAAGGUUGCUGGUGUAUCUAUAUCUAACUGGGAGGUAAUGGAGAGGUUAAAAUCUAUGGUAGCACCAGACCAGUUCACGGUUCUAAAGGUGGUCGAGUCUUCUUUGGAGUUCAUUCGCUUUGAAGGUGAAACAGACACCAAAAGUCUAGUCGCAAAAUUCAUCAACAAAUUGGACGGGAAGUUUAUAAAAUUAAGUGGCUUUGCGGACCCACUUAAGGUACGAGCAACGGAAUCCAAGAUGAAAUUUCCUACCGUUCACGAUUGGAACUCUUUUUUCAGAGAAUCUGAAGAUUUGGACGAACGUAAUCCGGGCGAAAGACCUGAUACUUUUUACAUUAAAGGAUUGCCUUGUAAAUGGUUUUCAAGUGACGAAUCUCCCAGCAAACCAAGCGACGAAGUUUUGAAAUCUGUCUUUCGUCGUUUUGGGAAAAUCCGAUGUGUUGAUAUACCAAUUUUGGACCCUUACAGACAACGGCUGUCAAAGGGCAACAGUGAAUUUCAAACGUUUUAUUUUGGAUCUCAUCUGCAUUUUGAUGCUUAUGUCCAGUACAGUCAAUAUCAGGGUUUUUCAAAUGCCAUGUCAGCUUUGAAGGGUAUGAAAUUGAUGUAUAUUUCUGACGAAGGUCGGGCUGCCACUGCCAAUAUUCAAGUUGAAUUUGACAAAACUUGCCAUCUGUCUGCGAGGAAUAUCAAAAGAAGGGAACUAGAACGACAAAAACUGAUUGAUAUAGAAAGAAAAGAAGAAGAAAGAAAAAGAAAAGAAAAGGAAGAAGAAGAGAGAAGAAUAGAGGAAAAGCGCUUGGAGGAAGAGAGGAGAGAGGCUAAACGCCAGCGACUGCUCCAGGAAGCCAUAAGAAAAAAGGAAGAGAGGAAGAGGGCUCGGGAAGAAAAGAAGCGAAAGAAACGAGCUGAAAGGAUCAGGAGGGAGAUUGAACGGAAAGAACAGCAAAGACAGUUAGAAAGGGAGAGGGAAAGGAAGAAAGCUGAGCAGAAAAGAAGUGCUAAAAGGCUUUUGUUAGAACUUCUUCAGCGUGUUGCUACAGUCAAAGAACAAGAAGAAGAGGAGAGGAGGAAAAUAGAAGAAGAACGAAAGAAAAGGGAGCAGGAAUUAGAAAUGCUGAAACAAAUCGAAGAGAAAAAGAGGAAACUCGAAGAGGAACAAAGAAGGAAGGAAGAUGAAGAAAGAAGAAAGAAGGAGAAACUGGAAGAACAAGAAAAAGAACUUCGUGACAAAUUGAUUAAAAAUCUGAAAAGAAUGGAAGAAAGAAGAGACGAACUCAAAAAAGAACUUUUGAAAAGACAGAUUGCAAGCAGUACUGCCAAACUAACAUCUUUUGCUGGAAAUGACUUCUUUGGAAAAUAA